GAGAUGUUUGCAUCGGGAAACACCGUUGUUUGUUAUUGUUUUUGGUGGUGGUGGUCAACAUAAUGUCGAAAAAAUCAGUUUUACGCUUUACGCUGAAGGAGUUGAAUGCUUUGAUACAGGAUGAAAAGGCCCGUGUUGUGCUGCAAAGGAGUAUUCGAAAACUACCUCUCCAACCUUACAGCUUAAGCGAUUUGCAAGGUUCUAUACACGAGGUUUUGGAUGCAAACUUGGCUAAGUUUGACCACGAGUUGAAAGGAAUACUUUUGAGCUACAAGAACAUAAAAAUUGUGAAGAAUAUUGCAAAUGUGUUAUACGAUGAUUCUCGACUUUACCUUACUAUCCAAGCUGAUUUUUAUCUGUUUAGGCCUGAAGUAGGAUGUGUUCUACGUGGUAUUGUGAAUAAAAGAAGUGCAGAUCACGUUGGAUGUCUUGUGCACAAGGCAUUCAAUGUGUCUAUACCUAGACCAGAAUGUGAAACAGAUGGAGACUGGCAAGGAUAUUAUGUUGAAAUUGGACAGGAAGUCACAUUUAGAGUAGAAUCAUUGGACCUUACUGGUAGCCUUCCAUAUAUGUUAGGCUGUUUGCUUGAUGUUGGGUCAUUGUCCGGCCCUCCCAGUGAGACAUAUGGUGAGCAGAAGACCACAGAAAAGGAAGAAAUUUUUGCUCCCUUUAGUAAAUGUAAUGGACUUCUGGAGCAGCAUGAAGACACUUGUGCAUCUGUACCCACAACAGAACACAAAAAGAAAAAGAAACAUAAGAAGUAUGGAGAUUUAGAAAGUGGAGGAAAUGUCCAAGACUCAGUAUUUGUGAAACAUGAAAAAUACGAUAGUAUUAAUGAGAAGGAUGAUGAGGGGCAUGACGAAUCUGGCAGUCUCCUGAAAACACCCAAGAAGAAGAAAAGGAAAAAUGCUGACCAGAUUGAUCCAAUAAAACAUGAAGAGCAGACAUAUGGGCUACACAAUGAUAGGGGAACUUUGUACCAAAAUCAACAAGAGGAAGAGCAACAACAAUAUGAGGAAAAGAUCUUACUCAGUAAAAAACAAAUUGAUAGCUCUUAUCAUUUAUCAGCAUUUGAUCAUUUAAAUAGGUCUGUUAAUUUGGAAAAGAAAAAGAGAAAAUAUGGUGAAGCAUUUUAUGAUGAUGAUUAUGAUGAUGAUGAUGAAAAUCAUACCAUCAGUACACAAAAUGAAGGUGUAAAGCAUAAGAAGAAGAAGAGCAAGAAAGAAAAACAUGUUAUUGAAGUAGCUAAUGCUGAUGAAUCUGUUGAAGAUGAUUUUAGCAUAGAUACAUCAAAAGAAAUUACAAAUCAGGACAAGAAGAGAAAAAAUAAAAAUAAAAGGGAUGUUACAGAAGAACUAUCUGCAGAGUUGAGUGAAGAAACUACUAGUCCAUAUGUUAAUAACACUCCUGAAGAACUGCCAUUGAAAAUGCAGUUCAGCCAAGAACAUUUUAAAAAAUUAUGUAAGAAAGUGAAACCACUUGUGACAACUGAACUUGUAACAUCAACUCCUGUUGAACACAAAACCAAGAAAGAGAACAAAUUUUCUCUUAUUAGUAGCACAGAAAGUCACUCAGAUUUCAAACCAACAAAUUUAUCUGAAUCGAUGGACCCUUUUUCACUAAUGCAUUCUCCUAUUUUGAAAGCAAAACACCCAAAGAAAGAGAAAGAAAGUAAUCCUGCUGUUCAAAGUGAUACUGUCCCAGUAAAAGUAAAAAAAUUAAAGAAAGAGAAGAGGCUAAGUUUGUCUCAGCAGAGUCCAGCUAAAAGAAUUUCAAAGAAAGAGAAGAGACUUAGUUUGACUCAGCAGAGCCCAACUAAAAAAAUUUCAGAGGACUGUCAAUUUUCUGGAAGCCAUUGUGUUUCGUAUCACCAAGAAAGCAACUCAAGUUGCUCAGACAUAGAAAAUCAGACAAAAGGUGCAACUACACAUCUAAACUCGAGUAACAAAUCAGUAACUGAUAUACAAGAAACAGAACAUAAAAAUAAGAUGAGAGAGAGUGCUGAUAAGUCUAGUAAACAACUGACAAAAAGUGUUUUGGAGUCACCUGUAGAAGGUAAAGUGAAAAUUAGCAAGAAGGAGAGUCAUUUAUCUGCAAAGAAGAAAAAUAGUAUCUUAAAUGAACCUAAGAGAACAAUGAAAACAGAUAACAACAUUAAUGACAGUUGUGAUAAUCAAGAUUAUGGAAAUAAUAGCUAUAAUCAGAUGGUUGCUCAGUGUGGAGAAUCUGGAAAAACACAAAUGUCAAAUAGCCUAGCUGAGUACACGACAAAUAUUAAAAAACAACCUUCCAUUACCAGGAAAAGUUUCACAUCUAGCUUGGUACAUAGUGAAAAUACACCAGAGGAAGGAAGUAAUUCAGAUGAGGAUAAUGUGUUAAAAAAUAUUCUCAAAUUAAAUAGAACUCCAUCAUCAGAAAGAUCUCCCGGACACAAGCGAGUAGCUGCAGUUAAUCAGUCCUCCAGCCAGACUACAAAAACUUCCCAUCGAGCAUGUAGCCCUGACAGUGGUCUGAGUUUGUCAGCAACAUCUGCUGAAAAAGAUUCAGUUAAUUUAACAAGUAGAGACAGCAAAAGAGAUGCUCAUUACGUGUACAGUGCAGAAUUUCCCAAAGAUAGAGGACAUGUAAAAGAGCAGGCCAAAAUCCUACCAAAGACACCUAAAAGAAAGAAAAUGGCAGAUGCUGAGGAAGGUGGUAGUCAUCUGACUGUUAAACAUAGGAUCAAGAAGGAAAAAGAAAGUCCUGUUUCUCAACCUUCGAGACAUGAAACUGACAGUAUAGGUCCUUUAAGAGAAGAUGGCUCACUGGAAGCUGAAAGGAUGAAAAUUCUUGCUGAUAUGAUCAAAAAGUUAGAAUAUGGGAAUAAAGAAGAUCUUUCUAUGAAAGAUGAAAAUCAUAAACCAUUAGGUUCUUCAGCAGUCAAAGCAAGGCGAAAAAGUAAACUGGAAGAUAGUGAUCUUGAUAGCUCAAAAUCCAAGAAGGUUCACAAAAGGAAGGAGAGCAGCAAACUUAAAGAUAUGAAAAGCACUGUUAGGGAAGUAGAUAAUAUGCAGCAUCUGGAUGCUACAUCUUACUUCAAACCUUCUGCUGAAAAACUCUCUAGCAAUUUCACAGCCCAAGCUGGAGAGCAGGUACUUGAUAGGAAUAGAAAUAAUUUGGGAGAAGGGAGUCCAGUUACAGUGCAAGCUAAAAUUUCAGGAAAGACACCUAGAAGAAAGAGUACUACAGAGACUGAAGCAAGCAACUCCAGACCAGUGACUAAAACCCCAGUUAAAAUCAAGAAAAAGGAAAGUCCAAAGAAAAGGAAUGUUACGUCGUCCCCUGAAAGUGACAACAGUGGGGGAAAUUUUCAAAGGGAAGAAUCACCUGGAGCAAUGGCAGAAAGGCUUUUGCAAGAAUUUGUGAAGAGGAGAUCACUGUGAUGAAUAAAAGCUUUGUUAUUAUGAGAGACUGUGUAUGUAACGAGAGAACCAUCACUAAUUCUGAUUUCUAGUGAAUGUAUAUCUCGUAGCAUAUUGUGCAUCCUUUACUGUAAUCACAUAAAUAAUUGCUGUGUAGAAUGAGAGGUGGAGAGUAAUGUGAUUCAAAGUGGCAAAAUUUGUUCAGAUUCUGCUUAACUUCCACUUGCACUAUGCUGUAGUGUGCUCACGAUUGCCAGAUCCAAUACAAUAUUUUAUUUUGUAUCAGUUUUGAUGAAACAUAGCAUUUUGUACAUAUGUAUAGUUAUAUGUACUUCAGUAACUGCAAAGAUCUUUGUAAUAAAAGUAUUUUUUUGUAGUACUUCAGCUGAAAGGCAGCCACUCAUAUAUAGCCGACUAAUGUGUGGAGCACAGAGAUGUGUAACAGAAAACAGUUUUCACAGUAGCUUUUGAGUUCUUGCUCUUUUCCUAGCAAAAGUACACACACACACACACACACACACACACACACACACACACACACACACACACACACAAACAUGCACUACCAUGGCAUGGGAAUUCCAUUAUUGAAAACUCAGUUGAGAAAGCUAACAAAUUGUGAUACAAGAUUACUGGCCUUCAUUUAUCUUCAGGAGGUGAAAUGUUUAGUCCUGUUGAUAAGACACAGAUCCUCGUCUACCCUCAUUCUCACUACUCCCAGUAGUGCCACGGAUUUUUCUGUGGGAGGACUUAAAUGGGAUGCAUUUAAGCAUCAUGAUGCCAGUUGAGAACCUACUUGACAACAGUGGCUUGAGGCUACAAAAACUGACAAUUCUGGGAGAGCUGUGUGCUGAACUGCCCACACUGCUCCAAACCACUUCCAAGGAUGCCAUUCCUGGAGGAUAACAUGCGAGUCAGACAGUACAGGUGGGUCUAUAAGGGUCUGUGGACAGAGUCAAGAAUUUGACAAAGUUUUGAGUAUCUACAUAUUUUGAUACAAAUCAGUAUACAGAUUGAUAUAUCACUGGAAAUAGAUAUCAAAGAUUUUUACUGUUCCUGGUGAGUACAAACACUACAUUUUCCUGUAUUAUCACAUUGGUGCUCUACCAAGCACCAAAACGAUUAUCAUCAAAGUGAAACUCUGUGUGUAAAGGAAGUGAGUUGUGUGAAAAAUAAAAGGGAAGAAAAGCAAUGACACCCAUUAAGUUCGUACCAGUAGAUUAAUAGGAGCUAUACUGAAAAGAGUAGCAUUAGAACUCAUGUACUUUCUGCCACUCCACACUCACCCUCUCUCCCCUAGCUGACAAUAGUGUUUUGAUUAGCGAGUGAAACAACAUAAGGAGAUGAUCUCAUUCAUGGGUUAUUUUCAGACUAAAAUGUAACUCUGAUACCAUUUUUCCCCCCUAAUACUUUGUGUGAUGUCCUCACAUGACUUAAUGAUUAUCAGGAGAAAAUUUGACACUAUUAAAACACAUAAGAUACUAAAUAAAAAAAUAAUAAUGUGUCUGAAAAUAACACCAUGGAAGAAUCUCAGACAUUUGUGGAGUAAUUUUCAGACAGCUACUUCCUGCACUGCAUUUUUUAAAGGACCAUUUCGAGUAUCAACUGCAGUAACUGCAAGACAAAAUAUGUACAGCCGAAACACUAUAUUGAGGUAUUUAUCAGGCAAUUGUGAAAAUGAGUAUAAAAAGAUACGAGUGUUUAAAACAGAAAUAGUAUUUCAGAACCACAAUUUAAUGUUUCUAAACUUCAAAGAUCUCUGUGUGAUACUUUUUGACAUUACAGUUGUGUUCACAUCAUAAAUGGCUUUAAUAUUAAACAGGUCAAUCAACUCUGUCUUCAUUAGCCCAAAAAACAAGGAUUUUGCAACAUCAUAAUCUUGUUCUUUCAGUGGUCACCAAAACCUAUCCCAACCUAACCACUUUAAAAACUCAUUUCAGCUUUCAUCAAAUGUA
This is a messenger RNA of Schistocerca gregaria, 5356 nucleotides long. RefSeq lists its product as uncharacterized. The record is from RefSeq and is a predicted model, not a curated record. The coding region runs from base 63 to 3422 and encodes 1119 amino acids. Lineage: Eukaryota; Metazoa; Arthropoda; Insecta; Orthoptera; Acrididae. The transcript has 4 exons. Gene Ontology annotation, cellular component: RNA polymerase I complex. Gene Ontology annotation, biological process: DNA-templated transcription initiation.